Cryptococcus amylolentus CBS 6039 is the source of this 2100-nucleotide messenger RNA. RefSeq lists its product as hypothetical. The record is from RefSeq and is a predicted model, not a curated record. The transcript is spliced from 2 exons. Lineage: Eukaryota; Fungi; Basidiomycota; Tremellomycetes; Tremellales; Cryptococcaceae. Bases 1 to 2100 code for a protein of 699 amino acids.
AUGGAUAUGGUAGAGCUUGGGAUGGAUACGGCUUGGUGCUUGGCUUGUUCAAAGCAAUUGGACAAUCCCAAAAGCACCUACUGUAGCGAUGUAUGUCGCCAUCAAGACUCUUUACCCCUAGAAAACGCCCUCGACGUCGCCGAGAUUACCUGGCCCUCAAGUAUAGCUCCUCACUCUACCAAGACCAAUGGCGACCGUCCCACCGUCCAGCCUUCCGGUCCUUUCGAGGAAGUCCUUACAGGGAACCAAUUCCGAGGUCGUCGGGCGUACUCUUUCCCCGCCCACCAGACUCAAGAAGCUCCCCUUCUCCCUGGGUCCCGCCGGCACACGCAGACGCAAGAGACACUGCAGUUUAUCCGCAAGAGCCAUCGCGUAUCUGCCACCUUGUCCCAUAACGCCUCGCCCCACCUCGGGCCUGUUGUCGCUCCUAAAGCGUCCAAGGGCUUUGGCAAGUUGUCAAAGACGACGGGAGACAAUACGCCCCUUGUGCCCGAUUCUGUCUUUUGCUCAAAUUCCGAGAGCAGCGACAACGAGUGCGUCGGUCAGUCGUCACGAAACAUCGCUCGACGGAUGUCGAGCAAGAGCGCCAGAGGCGACUAUCUGUCUGAAACCAUCCGGCUACCUAGAGCACCUGUCCCUCGCCGUUUCUCUGUCAACCUCAUGAUGGAGCCCGGCGCCCCCCGUGCUCGACCAGCUCUCGAACCGGCCUACACCCUUCCGAUCGCUCUUAAACCCUCGAGCCCCGUCGCGCGCAUGGUAGCUACAUCCGCAGGCUCGCGGUCCCGAGAAGAUAUUGUCAGCUGGCUCAACGAAGUCAAGUGUCUGCCAAAUCAGGCGGAUGGCGAUACCGACUUGUCGUUCAACCGCCACGAUACGAUCACUCCCACCCAAGAGCGGGUGGAAUGGGUGGGCGAGAACGGGCUCAGCACGACGCCGCAAGGUCGCUUUGGCUCGGCGCUUGCUGGUUUGAGCACAAUUCGGGGGUUUAGCGCUGUCAGAGCGUUUGCGAGCGCCGCAGGGUCGAACCCACCAACAACGACAGCUUCGGCUGCUAUCGCGGCCGCAAAGAACCCCGAGAUGCCCAGCACUAUCCAAGCCACAUCCUCACAGGCCGAAGUCUCGCGCGUCGCAGUCACCGCGGUGUCGACAGAGCAUGACGACUCCGGCUAUGUCACGAGCCACGUCGGUGCCACCCCUACGCUAUCGACCAUUUCGCUCUCAGAAGUCAUGGACCCAUUGACGGAUGGUGGGGAGAAUGUCGACUUUUUCAGCGACGAGCAGAGCGCGAAUGGGGAUUAUUCGUAUGUGCAGCGUCGUCUUUCCGCUGCCAUCACUGGCCCCAACGCCCCCAAGAGCGGUGACGAGUCGGCCAAGCUGGCAGACCCGCCAAAGGCCUCCUCAGCCAUUCGCCCAUUGACAAACACGGCACGAGCCAUCUGGAGCUUUUCCAACUACCUCCGUUCUUUCGCCCCACUUUCCAUCUCUUCCGUGGCACCUUCUCCCCGCAAGGCCCAGUCACCAAUCUCUCCCAAGAGCUCUACGCCGGCCAAACCGCCAUCCCCCCGCGCACACACCUCACCCUCGUCCAUCCUCCACGACCAACCCAAAGAUAUUUCUAUCGCCCCCAUGCCCACUGCCCAUCAGCCCCCGCCUCCCGAGCCGGAGAGCCCGGUCAAGGAGAUGGUUCGCAGCUUGCCGAUGAAUAUCGUGCAUCCUGCCGGUAUGGAGAACGUCGCACUCGAGCGGCGGGUGCAGAGGGAGCAGGAAGCCGAGAUGGGUAUGGAUGCGCAUUGGUCCCCGAGCAAGUCGCGUAGUCGAGCGAGGGGGAGUGCGAAGGGGAGCAGGGUGAGGGCUGCUAGUCCUAGCAGGAGUAGGAGUCGGGGAAGGAGUCAAGGGAGGAGGUCCCGGGCGAGAGAGAUGUCCAAGGUCCGAAGGAGUCACUCGAGGCAUGGCAGGAAGGUGUCUUACGAUGCCGAUGCUAGCGGUGAGGAUGAGCCCGAGGACGAUGAUGCGAGAGGAAGAAGCAGGCGGCCAAGGGGUCUCAGGAUGGAGUCUAUGGAGGAUGAUAGACGGGGGCGAGAUAGGACUGUGAAGGCUUAG